CAUCUACUUAAUGCUUUAUAUCGUAUUCAAACGACAAUAACUUAAAUAUACGAGGUGAAAUCUUUAAUUACAUCUUUUUGUUUUAUACCACCUCUAGGUAAACAUAAGGUUAUAUUAUUUUAUUGUUAACCGUGUGAAUAAUACAUAUACGACCCCCGCAAUUACCAUCAUGUUAGACAUGUUAGACCUAGAAAUGGAAUAAGCUGUCCGUUUUAAAUGAAUGGGAUAUUAUAUAUAUUAUAAAUAUUCAGGACUUUAAAAUGGAUUACAGUGAAGUAAAUAAGAUAAAUGAUGAUAUGACAGAAACUCUUAUGCCAGCCAUUGGUAUAGUGUCAGUAUACAUGGCAAUCGGACUUAUAGGGAACCCCAUGGUUAUAUAUUACUACGGAUUUAGAGCUAGAUCAACUUCAUCGUUUCACUUUAUUCUUGCGUUAGCAGUUUUCGAUCUAAUCGUAUGUACUGUAUCAAUGCCGUUAGAAAUUGUGGACAUGACCCAUUUCUACAAAUUCGAAAGUGUGGUUGCCUGUAAAAUUCUACGUUUUGUAAACUACUUUGCAACCAUAGGUUCUGGUGGUAUUUUAAUGGCCUUAGCCGUUGACAGGUAUAGAAAAAUAUGCAGACCUCUUCGAAGACAACUCACUUUACAAAUAACCAGACUUAUAAUUGGAUUUGUGUGUUUGUUUUCAUUUUGUAUUUCUUGGCCAAGCCUCGCUUUUUACAAUAUCGUGAAUGUAAACAUUACUAAAGUACCUGGAUUAACCGGAAGUGAUUGCACCAUGAUAAGAGACGAUGAUUACAAACUUUUGAUCACUGUCUACAAUGUGUUUUUGUUUUUAAUAUUUUUGAUAUGUGUUAGUGCUUUGAUUGUACUGUACGCUUUAGUUGGAAAGACAUUAUUUCGAGUGAAAUGUUGCCGUCUAAAGAGAGUCGUACAAAAAAGCGAAAAUACAAGUCGGCGGUACAUUCCGGCAGAAACAGUUGCGAGUGAAAUAGAAAGUUGCAAUGAUAGUUCGAAACGUAAUUCCGUGAGUUAUGGAUUAGAAAUUCAAAUUAAAGACGAGAAUGACGACAAGCCCUUAGCAACAAUAACGGAACUACAAAAUGAUAACAACAACAUGCCAUUAUCCGAUAAUUCUGGUAAUUCUCACAUAGAUAUGUCAGAAGUAACCAGUCAAAACCUACCUCCAAAUUAUUUACCGUACUGCGCAGAAAAAGAUUCAAAGGACUCUGACGACAUCGAUCCGUCUAUUAAUAGACGUUCCACGGAAAUUAUUCUAAAGGAAGGUACAGACGGGAAAACAGUCGCCAAACUUUCAAACGGAAAAUCACACAAAAAACAUAAAGGAAAAGUCAAAUUAACUCCAAAUGUAUCCACGAGCAGUCUUGGAAGUGUAAGGUAUAAUCAUCGAUCGUCAAGAAAAUCAAUUUCAAGAAGACUGCAUACAAGACAAUAUACCAUUAUGAUGAUCGCCAUUACUAUAGCUUUCAUCAUUUCAUUUUUACCAUAUUUGGCUUUGGUCACGUGGCGAACCAUAGCAACUGACUAUGAGGUUGACGUGUUAUCUGAUCCUGAACUUUUAGCGUUUCAAAUUUUUAUCAGGUCGUUUUUGAUAAGCAGUGCUGUAAAUCCAUUAAUUUAUGGAUUUCUUAAUAGUGAAUUUAGACGUUUUAUUUAUCAGCGUGUCUGCUGCUGUUUACACAGCAAAACACCAUCACCUGAAAUCUCAUCAUCGCACUCUAUUUGAAUUUGAUUGCUGAACAUCGUUAAAUAAACGAUGCCGAUUGGUUAGCAUUAAUCAUGUGAUAA
This is a messenger RNA of Mytilus trossulus (common blue mussel), 1807 nucleotides long. Its product is annotated as D(2)-like dopamine receptor. Gene Ontology annotation, biological process: G protein-coupled receptor signaling pathway. Lineage: Eukaryota; Metazoa; Mollusca; Bivalvia; Mytilida; Mytilidae. Gene Ontology annotation, molecular function: G protein-coupled receptor activity. Gene Ontology annotation, cellular component: plasma membrane. The record is from RefSeq and is a predicted model, not a curated record. The coding region runs from base 261 to 1745 and encodes 494 amino acids. The transcript is spliced from 2 exons.